This is a messenger RNA of Tinamus guttatus (white-throated tinamou), 1518 nucleotides long. RefSeq names its product acid sensing ion channel subunit family member 5 (gene ASIC5). Gene Ontology annotation, cellular component: plasma membrane. Gene Ontology annotation, molecular function: ligand-gated sodium channel activity. NCBI's taxonomy places the organism in Eukaryota, Metazoa, Chordata, Aves, Tinamiformes, Tinamidae. The record is from RefSeq and is a predicted model, not a curated record. Gene Ontology annotation, biological process: sodium ion transmembrane transport.
AUGGAGCCACUUGGGAGACUCAUUCAACUGGAUGCCAAAGGAUUAUUGGAAAAGACACGAUUGUACUUAAUAAAGAAACUGCUGCCACGUUUGGAGGACAGAAGGAAGUACCAUCAGGAUUUUGCCUCAUCCACGUCGUUUCAUGGAGUGCAUAAUAUUGUCCAGACGCAGAGCAAGACACGCAGAGCGCUGUGGCUCUUGGUGGUCAUGGGCUCCCUUGCCAUCGUCUCUUGGCAAAUCUGCAAUCGCUUCAUCUAUUACUUCAGCUGGCCAACAACAACUUCAGUUCAUGUUCAGUAUGUGGAAAAUGUUGAGUUUCCUGCUGUGACUUUUUGCAACUUGAACAGGUUUCAAGCUCAUGCAGUAACCAACCUCCAAAUUAUCUAUUUCCUUUGGAGCAUCAUGUCUGGAGUUUACCAGAAAGAGGCUAUGCAAGAAAACUUUUCUCAAGAGCUAAACAAAUUCCUUCUUGGCAACCAGAACUUUAGCAUUAAAGAGUUCACAAGGGAACACGGGUUUUAUCUCAACAGCAGCACAUUGCUAGAAUGUCAAUUUUUUGGAAAGACGUGUUACCCAGAGGAUUUUGAACAUGUUUUCACUGAAUACGGAAACUGCUUUACUUUUAAUCACAACGAUCUCCCGCAAAAGAGAAGAGUGACUCUUUCUGGACGAGGUUUAAGUUUACUUUUUGAUGUUAAACAGGAACAAUUCAUCGAUGACCCCUCCCUGGGUUACAUUGAUGCUGGUAUAACCUACGUUAUCCAUUCGCCCAAGGAGCUCCCGCGCUUCGACGGCCUGGGUCUAUCCACGCCGGUGGGCAUGCACGCGCAGGUGGCCAUCCGCCAGCUCAAGACAAUUAUUCAAGAAUACCCAUGGGGAGAGUGCAAACCUGACAUGAAACUUCAGCACCACAAGGUUUAUAGCACUUUUGGAUGCUUGCAGGAGUGCAAGGCCCGGUACGUACAGGAUUGGUGUGGCUGUCUACCGUUCACUCUUCCAGGAAAUGGAACAGAAUGCAAUAUACAGAAGUUUUACGCUUGUGUUUAUCCUGCACUCUAUGAAAUAGAGCUGAAUGGAUUAUGCACAGCAGGAACCCACAACUCCACUUGCCCUGUCCCAUGUGAAGAAACAGAUUAUCCUACCACUGUCACCUACUCAAGUUUUGCAGGAGAAAAAGCCAUAAAAUUCAUUUCUGCAAAGCUGAAGAAAACCCCAGAAUACAUCAGGGAGAAUCUUGUGCAUAUUGACAUUAAAUAUAACGAUCUGAACUACAAAACAACACAGCAGCAGAAGGCCUUGACUGUAGCCGAGUUGCUUGCUGAUGUCGGUGGCCAGCUCGGGCUGUUCUGUGGUGCCAGCAUGAUCACAAUCAUAGAGCUGCUCGAGUAUAUCCUGACCAACUUCUGCUGGAUGUGCAUCUUUCUGCUGCUGAAGGCACCUGAAAUGCCUCAGUGGAAUCUUCCGUCUCAAGAGCAGCCAACGCACAAGGAAGAAACGAAGGGAAUACAGGAAUGUUAG